UGAAAGUGCAGUCGGAUUCUCUAAAGUACCGCAGUCUCUUCUCCUAAAUCCUUUUGGAUUCUCCUAUCCACUAUCCCUUAACCCCGUGACGUUCCACUCAGAUGUCAAGGAAUAGGAGAUAUGGUUAGUACUUAGGAGCUGAUUUUUGGACUAUUCGACUGUAACCGGGUUAUUUUAGGGGACAUACUUCCGCUCCCUCCUCAGAAGCAAUCCAGACGAUCCUCUGUUUAUUUCACGCUGCUGCACUUUUCUACAGAUUUAUUUAUUGUUGCUGUGGUACCCAAGCUUUUGGGACAAGUAACAUAAACAAGAGCAGGCGGAGCAGAGCUUGUUUCUAUUCAGUGAAAGUGAAACGGACAUUUGCUUACACAGAGAGGUGAAAUGGCGCAGCAAGAAAAUCGGCUUGACCAAAAGAUAGUCAGCUGUUCGAUCUGUCUGGAUCUACUGAAGGAACCGGUGACUAUUCCCUGUGGACACAACUAUUGCAUGAACUGUAUUAAAAGUCACUGGAAUGGAGAGGAUGAGAAUCGAAUCUACAGCUGCCCAGUGUGUAGACAGACCUUUGCACCAAGGCCUGUCCUGGUGAAAAAUACCAUGCUAGAAGAGUUAGUGGAGGAGCUGAAGAAAUCUGGACUCCAAGCUGCUCCUGCUGAUCACUGCUAUGCUGGAGAUGAAGAUGUGGCCUGUGAUUGCUGUACUGGCAGAAAACUGAAAGCCUUGGAGUCCUGUCUGCAGUGUGUGGCCUCAUACUGUGAGAAACACCUCCAGCCUCAUUAUGAAUCACCUGCCUUUAAGAAACACAAGCUGGUGGAGCCCUCCAAGAAGCUCCAGGAGAGCAUGUGCUCUCGCCAUGAGGAGGUGAAGAAGCUGUUCUGCCGCACUGAUCAGCAGUGUAUCUGUUAUCUCUGCCCUAUGGAUGACCAUAAAGGUCACAAGACAGUUUUGGCUGCAGCAGAAAGGACUGAGAGGCAGAGAGAGCUGGAAGGGAGUCGACAAAACAUCCAGCAGGGAAUCCAGGACAGAGAGAAGGAGGUGAAGCUGCUUCAGCAGGAGGUGGAGGCCAUCAAUGGCUCUGCUGAUAAAGCAGUGGAGGACAGUGAGAAGAUGUUCACUGAGCUGAUCCGUCUCAUGGAGAAGAGAAGCUCUGAUGUGAAGCAGCAGGUCAGAUCCAAGCAGGAAACUGAAGUGAGUCGAGUCAGAGAUCUUCAGGAGAAGCUGGAGCAGGAGAUCAGGGAGCUGAAGAGGAGAGACGCUGAGCUGCAGAAGCUCUCUCACGCAGAGGAUCACACCCACUUUCUGCUCAACUACCCCUCUCUGUUACCUCUCAGUGUUUCCAAACACUCAUCCAGCAUCAAAGUCCGUCCUCUGCGCUACUUUCAGGACGUGACGGCGGCUGUGUCAGAAGUCAGAGAUAAACUACAGGACGUCCUGAAGAAGAUGUGGACAAACAUCUCACUGAUGGUGAGUGAAGUGGACGUUUUACUGCCUCCACCAGAGCCAAAGACCAGAGCUGAAUUCUUAAAAUAUUCACGUGACAUCACUCUGGAUCCAAACACUGCAAACACACAGCUGCUAUUAACUGAGGAGGGCAGGAAAGCAACAUUCACGAGUCAACAUCAGAUAUAUUCAAGUCACCCAGACAGAUUCAUGAAAUGGCCUCAGGUCCUGAGUAAAGAAAGUCUGACUGGACGUUGUUACUGGGAAGUGGAGUUGAGAGGGUGGGGAGUUUGUGCAGCAGUGGCAUACAAGAACAUCAUCAGAGGAGGAAGUUCAGAUAAAUGUUUGUUUGGAUACAAUGAUAAAUCUUGGACGUUAUAUUCUGACAUUAACAAUUAUAGCUUUUGGUUCAACAACAUCAAAACUCCCGUCUCAGGUCCUCGGUCCUCCAGAGUUGGAGUGUAUCUGGAUCACGAUGGAGGUAUUCUGUCCUUCUACAGCGUCUCUGAAACCAUGACUCUCCUCCACAGAGUCCUGACCACUUUCACUCAGCCGCUCCACGCUGGACUUCGGUUUGAUUUAGUAUAUUUUGGUGGCACUGCUGAGUUCUGCAACCUCAAGUUGACAGAAGUAGUUUAAGUCCAGCUCAGUCGGCAUGUCAAAUGUUGGCAUUCUACACUUCUGCAAACCCUGCAUACGUUGAGUUUCAACAUUUUAGAUUUUGAUAGUGCAAUGAUGUUAAGUCAAUUAACUUUUGGGUAAAAUAACUACCGAGGUACUGAAGUACGAAGAAGUAUUGUGUUUGGUGUUCCUGCAAGAAUGAAACUCUGCUGAUUUUAGAACAUAUUUUUGGCUCAGAAACUUUAUAAUAUUUAUAAACUUUUACAAUCAAUAAGGAGAUGAUUCAUUAUUUUCUUUUUCUCGCUGGGGUUCUGCUCAAACAAAGUGAUUGUGUGGAUCACAUUAUUGCAUUUUUAUAGACUUACUUAUGGGAUGUGUGAACAAACUUGACAGGAUGAAUAAGAUAAGAUAACAUGGAUAUAUAACAUAUAUAUACUUUUAGAUUUGCAGGUACCAGUGCGAGUGAAAGUGUUAUGUGCAUACAGUGCAACUAUUAUUGAUUAUUAAACAAAAGGAACAAAGUAUUGCCUUCUUGUCUUUAUUUAGGGAAUCCUUUGAGGCUGAUUGAGAACAUGUGAAGCUAAUAUGAGAGUUGCACUGAAGCACCUUUCCUCCUGAAACACCAUCAAGUGCAGUGUUCAUGCUGAGAGCUUUGUUUCUGUCCUGCUGGAUAUCUUUAUAUGUCAAUAUAUAUGUCUAUAUAUAUGUCAAUAUAUGUCAAUAUAUGUCAAUGUGUCUAAUCCCAAUGUGUAUGAAAUAAUACUCUGAAUCUGUAAAGUGCCUAUAGCUGUUUAAUAAAUGUAAUGAGUAUAAAGAAGAA
Molecule: messenger RNA, 2878 nt
Organism: Gymnodraco acuticeps
Lineage: Eukaryota; Metazoa; Chordata; Actinopteri; Perciformes; Bathydraconidae
Product: tripartite motif-containing protein 16-like
Exons: 2
Coding region: 382-2076 (564 amino acids)
Molecular function (GO): protein binding; zinc ion binding
Source: RefSeq, a predicted model, not a curated record